This is a messenger RNA of Nilaparvata lugens (brown planthopper), 695 nucleotides long. RefSeq names its product lysosomal thioesterase PPT2 homolog. The transcript is spliced from 2 exons. The coding region runs from base 393 to 680 and encodes 95 amino acids. NCBI's taxonomy places the organism in Eukaryota, Metazoa, Arthropoda, Insecta, Hemiptera, Delphacidae. The record is from RefSeq and is a predicted model, not a curated record.
GUGGAACUUUUAAACUCAAACUUGAAAUUUUGAGGUUAUGCUGUAUUGUUUAAUUGUUUUUGUUUUAAUUUAAAUGACAAUGGACUCUCAGUAUAAUAAUUAUUUGUUUUGAUAAUAUUUAUUCUGUGUAGAAAGUGUAAACAAAAAGUGAUUCGUAAACAAUUUAGAUUGUGUUAUUUAUUGGUUCAAAUACAAAUGAGAGUUUGAGAGCCUGAUAAGGUUAUCAAUAUAAGUUUCUAAUAAUAUUCUUGUAAAAUAUUGAAAAGAAGUGACUUAUUAUCUGUAUUUUGGAAUAUGCUUCUCCUAUAAAUUUAUUCACAGUAUAAUCUAAUCAAAUUUUAUAAAGUGUAUUUUUUUAACUUACUCUACAAUAUCAACGGAAUACAUUCAUAAUGUAUAUUCGUGUUUUCUUUGUCACUGCAAUACUUUUUUACCUGCAAGUAAUCGCCUAUAAACCUGUAGUUAUAAUUCAUGGAGUUAUGACAGGAAAUAGUACAAUGGUGAAUCUAACAAAUGACAUUGUGAAGAGUCACCCUGGUACGAAAGUUUAUGUGACCAAUAGAUUUGGCAGUUGGUCAAGCUUACUUCCAAUGUGGCAUCAGGUAGAAAAAAUUGGAAAGGAUGUUCUAGAGAUAGCCAGUAAUCAUCCCGAAGGAAUUCAUAUCAUUGGUAAAUAUUAGUCAUUCGCUCUUUCU